AUGGGCUUGUUCAAUGGUGGAAGCGCUGAGCCAUCGAAGGUGGAUCUCUCACCACCACCGCGCACCACGGUCGCCCCUAGGUCUUCACAGCCCACUGAAUCCUUCUCUGCCUCUUUGCCGGCAAAUCCAUUGAAGAAGCGUGGCUCGCUGGAUAUAGACCAGAUUGAUGUGUUGGAGACUGGAAGCACAAAGCUGCCGGAGAUAAAUCUCUUGCCACCGGCACCCGAGGUCAUCGUGCCAAGAGAAGUUGUUGUCACGGAUAGGCCCUCAAAGAAAAUCUGCCACGCUUCGGGCUCUUCCUCAGCCUCAUCUGCCCGACAUGUUUGGGCAGACCUUACUGGCAUCCUGCUUCAGGAAAUCAUGUUUCUCUUUAGCUCAUUCCAUGACAUCCUGGCUGUAACUGGCACCUGCCGCUCUUGGCGCGCUGCAGUCUCUUCCUUCCCAUCCGUAAACACCUUCACCAUCCCACCUCUCCACCUCAAACCAGGUAUUCGUUAUGCUUAUAGGCACACCGGCUGCAUGCACAACCCUUUAUCAAACUACAAAUGGAAGCUUGUUGAUCCUGCAAAGACAAACUUAUCUCUAUGCCGUUCAGCGCCCCAGAAUACUCCAACCUACAUUCGCUAUUUGGGCUGCUCAUAUGGGCAUCUUAUCUUCUCCAAUGUGCACUUCCUCCUUGUUGAUGUGUACACCUGUACUAAGGUGAAGGCCCCCAAACUCCAAGCUAACAGCAAUAAUGAAGUCUACUAUGGCAUCCUUUUAGCCCCACUCGGUUCACCCAACUCAAGCCUCCUCCUUUUCUCAAGAACGUCCAUGUUCCAGUGGAAGGUUGGAACGAACUCUUGGACGGAGUAUCCUCUUGUUGCUCCGUCCACGAGAUCGUUCAAAUAUGAUGGACGGAGAAUUCUUCAGAUUGUGUUUUUAAAAGGUACAGCUAGAUCAGAGGGUUCCAAGCACAACUCGUUCUAUUUCAGACAGUUUGCAUGGCAUAAGCAACCAGCUUGAGAGCCUGUGGGUGCUCCCUAGUUUGGUGUACGGUGUUGGUCAGUGAAUGGUAUUCCUCGCGGAGUUUUGGCUGGUCUUGUGCGUGCCCUGUCAAUUUAUGUUUUUCUGAUUUAGCUAGCCGUUGCGUUUGUUU
Messenger RNA from Brachypodium distachyon (stiff brome), 1138 nucleotides. RefSeq lists its product as uncharacterized. Bases 1 to 1005 code for a protein of 334 amino acids. The transcript is spliced from 3 exons. The record is from RefSeq and is a predicted model, not a curated record. Lineage: Eukaryota; Viridiplantae; Streptophyta; Magnoliopsida; Poales; Poaceae.